Molecule: messenger RNA, 6375 nt
Organism: Arctia plantaginis
Lineage: Eukaryota; Metazoa; Arthropoda; Insecta; Lepidoptera; Erebidae
Source: the annotation of a GenBank genome assembly
AUGGGUGGCCCAAGUAGGAGACGGAGUAUGGACAUCAACAAUGUAUUGCUGGAGGGAACGCGCCAGUACUUCAUGGGGUUGCCGAAGCAGGCACAAGGAGAAGGUUCCGGACAACCAUUAUGGCCUGCAAGUGUUCCUCCUCCUGAAGAAGGGGCACCAGCGCAAUCCGGUGCACCUGCUCCUUCCUCACGUCCACCUUCUGCUGCAGCAGCACCCCCAUCCGUCCCUACUUCGUCGGCAAUCGUAUUACCGCGACCGCCUUCAGAACCAAUAGAACCAGAGCCACAUAUCAUACAUAAGGCAACUGUAAUGCGGGAGGCGGCUGAGAAACGGCGUGAACAGCCUGAUACUGAAGAUGACGAAGAAGCAGUUGGCACUCUCUCGCCUCCUUCACAUAUUAUACAUAAGCCACAGAGGGCACUUCCAUCACCAUCGCCUGCACCUGCCGCUCCUUGCCCAUCGCCGGCUCGACCUCCAUCAGGUGCACCACUGCCGCCUCCAGCGGCUCCAGAACCUCAAUUAGAGGCUCCAGUUCAAUACAGACCCACAGUACAUCGUGUGCAAACACCUACGUCUAGACAGCCCGAUCAUUACGCUCCGGGUCGGCCACCAGAUCCAUACCCUACAUCACGUCCCCCAGAAUCUUACGUACGUUAUCAUUAUGACCCAAAUAUGUCCGAAGGAAACAGGAAUACCCUUGGAUCAGUAGCAUCACCACAGCCAUCGAAUCACUCGCGUCACAGUCCAGCUGCGCAGACAUAUGCCAGAUUAUCAGGGUCAAUGCAACACUCUACGUCGAGAUUACGAGAAGUUGCCGCACAAAGACCUUCUACACAGCGGUACUCUAUGCAACCUACUCAUCCGCCACCUCCACCGAAUGAUCGCGUGCCGCCCAUACAUCACCCACAAACAGUGUCGCAAUCUCAGCGGCAUCCAUCAGAUAGUCGGGCGGCACAUAUGUAUACGACUUUACAACCUCGCCGUGACGCUUCAGCGUAUCAUAACCGUACACCGUCCCAUUAUGAUAGACACCCUGCGGUGCCUCAACGAAAAUAUGACCCCCAACAGUCAUAUCCGAGCUAUCGGCCUUCGCCGACCGCGCAACCUGUUCAAAGUCACCGCGUUGAUACACAUCAUCCAGUGCAAUAUAAACAUACGGCUAUGGAUGUUGUGAGCGCUCAUUAUCCACCUCGAUCACAAGAGCGUGCACCAGCACCAAUCCCUCCGCACCCACAUGAUGCAAAUAGCUUACCGCCACGCUCUGAUUAUCCUAAUAUGAGUAGAACUGUCGAUGCUAGAAGCAGUUACCAUUAUCCUACUCCUUCGGCGUCAACGUCUAGAUAUGCACCUGUUCCUAUUCAAAAUUCAACGCAGUCUAGAUCCGCUUAUCGUACGGUAGCAACACCUAAAAACAAUUUUGAUUAUUCCCCAACAACGCAACAUCAAUUAUCACCUGUGCGAUCGACGUUAAAGCCAGGCUACCCCAACCAAAACCGUAUCACAGUGUCUGUAACCUCGAUAGUGAAUGAAAUGAACCAGACCAAACAAAAACAUGAGUCGACGGGUGGGUCAUCACAAGUGAAUCAAACCAAUAAGAAACGAGAAUCACCUCUAGAUUUAUCUGUAAAAACAGUUAAAAAUUCUGCCGAUUCAUCAACAACUCAAGAUGAUAUAGUUGACUCUGCAACAGCAGAAAAUAAAAUGAUGACAUUACCUCCUCGAGCUGUUUCUUAUAGUAGUCGUCAUGUACAUUUACCCACAAACAGUUCCGUCACGUCACACAAAGUAGACUUUGCACCUAAUUUUGUCCAGUACGGUGAGAGGGGCUCCCAUGGAUUUGUGGCACCGGCACAAUCUGGAAAUUUGUCUGUUAGGUAUAACGGUACGUAUGAGGGGCGUCGAACAGCACCAGAAGGAUAUCCAGUUGAUUCUCCUAAUGCUUAUCAAGAACGUAAUAAAUAUACUACUCCAACUAGAACAGAUUACAUUCACAAAAUAGAUCUCACAAGACCUGUCAAUGAUCAACGCCAUCCCGAAAACAGAGUUCGGGAUGAUCGGCAUUUCAUAAUAGAGGAGAGGAAACGUCCAGCCGGUCCUAUUGUUAGUAACAUUCCGGAAAAAAUUCUACGUCCUGAGCCUUGGCCCGCAGACAGUCGAAUAGACUCAGCCCGCGAACAGCGAGAAUUGAUGAAACAACCUGUUUACAGCUAUAAACAGUUUGAAGCAGUUUAUCAAAAUGAUCAAAAGCGACCUUCCAUGUCAGGUGUUUAUCGUGAUCACCACGCUCAUCCAAGUCAUAGAUACCCUAAUCCGUAUCAUCCCGAGUUAAUUGCGCGUGAGUCUAAUGAUUAUCAUAACUACUAUCAAGACAGAAAUCCACCUCCUACUAGUCGUAAUCAUGUCAUACAAAAAAUUCCGAGCCAUAUACAUUCUCAUCAUUAUGAUCCUUCACGAAGUAUACCUGCUGAUAAAAAAGUAUGUGUGAGAAGCAUACUAAGAAGUAGUCUAGAAACCAAACAAAUUAGCUUCGCAGAGCCUCCUAGAUCCAGUAAGCAGAGUAGAUCACCAGAUCUAAUUAUUAUUGACGAUGCUGAAGAUUCUGUCAUAGAAAUCAAUGAUCUUACAAAAGAAAACGAAAUUGAAAUGCCACCUAAAAGUGUUGUAAAACCACAUUUGAAUAUAACUCCAAACUUAAAUCAGUACAUUCAAAUGCCUAAGGCAGUGGAUUCUUUUUCACGAGAUUCUGAUUUUACUAACAGUCCUGAUCCAAAGCGAAGAUCUCCUGAAAAUGAUGUUGCAUCCAGAAUAAGAACUAAAGCUGAGCUUAAAGUAAUGCCACCUACACAAGAAAAUAUUACUAAGCCAGAGCCAAAAUUAAUAAUACCACAGGAGAAAGAAAAAUUAAAAAUGCUUCCCAGAAAGACCCAUUUGUUUAAUCAAAUAAGAGAAGAUAAUCUUAGGUUAGAGUCAGUAAUAAAGAAUGAAACACAGUCAGAACCCGUUAUUCCAGAAGUAAAAACGGAGCCAAUGAAUAUUGAAGAAAUAGAAAAAGAUGCUGAAAUAUCAAUUAAAACUGAAAAUAUUUUGGAAAAUAUAGAACCAGAAAAUAUGGAUACCGCGAAUGAUGAUAUUUUUGGCGAUUUAGAUUGGGCUAACGCUUGUGAUAGUUUUAUGGAACAACUUAAAAAUGGAUGCCACAAAAAGAAAACCCACAGGAAACGCGUUGAAACGACAGAGAAUGACAGUAUGAGCCAAAUUAUUUCAAAGUCGGCAAGCAUUGACUCGAUCCCUCUUCAUGCCGAAAUCAAUUCUGAACAAAAUAAUGACUCCAAUGCAGAAAUGAAUAUAGCAGUUAGCAUUGGGCAGGACUCUGGAUCUAAUUCUGAAGUAAAUACUCCUUUUACUACACAACAAGUCGAGCAACCGACAUCUGAAAUCAUAUCAGCUGUUGUAAUAAAACAGGAGCCCCUAGAUGACACAGAAAUGAAUGCAAUUGAGAAUUGGUCUGGGCCACUUGGGGACUCUGUUUCAGAUAAUGCAGAGGGUGUUUUAGAAACAGAAACAAAUAACCUUAAUCAAAUUCAAUCUGAUAAUAAGAAAGAAAAAGGAAAUGAGAGACCAACUAAAGCUAAAUUGAGAGCAAAAGUAAAAAUCGAGAAAAAUGAAACUUUGUCACAGAUGUCUAAAAACGACAUAAAAGGCAAAUCUGUUAUUAAAACAGUAAUAAAGGAAGAAUGCGAAUCGACAGAUGACGACGAGCCUCUUAUAAAGAGUAAAAUCCUUAAGGAAAAAGAACAAAGCGAACGUCUUAAGUAUCAAUUAUUAAAAGAUCUAUCUGAAAAAUCUGCUUAUGUUAAGCUUGAAUGUUGUGACGUAGAUGUUAAUAAAAAUACUAGAAAAUCAUUAGACUCAACAUUAAAAGACAAGGAAGAAAAACAACUUAAGGGCAAAUCAACUAGACAAGCUUCUCGUGCUAAAGUUAAACCAUCAUUCGAUCGUAAAAAUGAAAAGCAAGGCGGUAACACAAGUUCCGACAGCGAUGAUGAUGUAACUGUUGCAAGUCGACUACGAGUACGUAAGAGCAUAAAAGCAGAAGAAAACAAAUCUGCUCCUAAUAUGAAAACGCCAGUUAAAUCAUCUCCAGUAAAAAAGCAAGACAGUAGCAGUGCCAGUAAUAGUUCGACUCCUGUACGAAAACCCACUUUUGGCGAUGGUUCAUACUUUCAUCCAGGCUGGGAAGAAGAGCUUUACAAAUAUAAACGUUCUCUUCGAAUGCCUACUAGACUUAUAGCAAUACCGAGAGGACGUUCGGGUGGUCCGUUUGUACGGGGUUCGGGGGCCUUAUUCACACGGGGCUCUACUUCUUUACCUGAUCUGGACCCAGCACCUCUAUCUCCGGCGCCAUCUUCAGCACAGUCAGCUGCCACAGAUGACUUGUAUGCUAGACGUCAAGAUAAACUAAAUCUGGAUAGUGAUUUAGAUUCAAAUUCAAGUUAUUCUGGACCUAAGAAGUUACAUUAUGAUUCCGAAGCCUCAACAUCUACAGUACUUUCUUCAAAAAUAAAAAAGAAGGGAAAUUCUAUACUUGACGUGUUGCUCCAGAAAUAUGGUCAAAAGGAAGAAACAAAGAAAGAAAAAAAAGCAAAAGAAAAGGAAGAGAGAACACCGAAAGUAAUAUCUAAAAAGUCAACUAGUGAAUUGCUACCUACGCCUAGUCUAGGAUUGGUGAAGAAUGGGAACAAAGGUACUUUUAAUGUUAAAAAAGAAAAAUUGAUGGAAGAUAUUUUUUACUUAGGUGCUUUUAGAAAAGAGACUGUCACUGCGUUCCGAAACUCAUUUAUCAAAGACACAGAUGGUCUCAUUGGUGCAACUGAAGAAUUUGCAACAGUGGUUCUUAAAACAAGAACUAGAACUGAGAGUAGAAUACUAAAACAGCGAGCUACAAUUAAAGAGGUUUUUGGUGAUGAACGGCCGGCCUCAGCGCCACCAACAUCUUACCGGGACGAAGAUGUUCCAGAGGAAAAGGGAGAAAAAGUUGUCGAAGUAAAGGAGACUGCUGAAACCGCUAAGCCAAAAUUUAAACCUAAAAAGAUAUUAAAAGAUAAGCUUAAAAGAAGAUCUAGCUCAAUUAGGGACGGACUUAGAAGUACGAAAUCAUUGAAAAGAAAUGAUGCUAAAGGUCGACUACUUCGUUUAAAGAAAAGAAACAGUUUAGUAAAAUCUCUAAAUAGUAAGAGAAUGAAAGAAAUGUCAGCGAAUAAACACAAAAAUGAGAAUUCAACCACUGAGGAAAAAGAUAAGCCAAAAUUGGAAGGAAGUUCAUUGGGGUCAACGGAAGGAAACACAAAAAGACGCUUAAAGCGUCUCUUUGGACGAAGAAAGUUUAGUUCGGGAUUUGAUUAUAUUCGGAAGAAAAAGAAAAUAAUUCGUAGAGAUGAAAGUAGUCCCAAAAUACGGAGGCCUGCGGCUAAACCAAGUCCAGAAUCAGUACAUGAUAUUCAUAAAGAAAUUAAAGGGUGGUUUAUAAACAAAAGCAUUGGAGAAACGCAUCUUCAUCGCGCUGCAAGACUCGGAUAUACGGACUGCGUCGCUUACUGUUUGGAAAAGAUGGAGUCAGAUCCUUCAGCGAAAGACAAUGCUGGAUUCACCCCGUUGCAUGUGGCUGCUGCAAAAGGCCAUGUCAGGAUUGCAAAGCUACUCCUUCAGUACGGUGCUAACGUAUCUGCAGCUGCCCAGGGCGGCAUUAGACCUUUACACGAAGCUUGUGAAAAUUGUUGCGUAGAAGUUAUUCGUUUACUUCUCUCGUACGGCGCUGAUCCACUGCUCGGAACGUACGCGGGGCAGACUCCUGAAGAAUUGGCCGAAGGUUCAGCAGCGACUCUUCUGAGAUUACAUAUAGCUGAUGUUCAAGGAUAUGCUAUUGAACCUUGGAGAUUCCCGCCACCUACUGAAAUUAUAGACCGUGAAGAAAUGGGUUGUGACGCAUUGUCUUCCCCACCACCCGCAUCACCGCCUCCGCUACCAGAUUCAAUGGUGGAGAUCCAAUGUACUGAGGCACCAUUACCACCCUUCUAUAGUCUUAGAACUGCCACAGGUCAGCCGGCAGAUGGGUUGUGGUGUUUGCUCCAAGAUAUUACCAAUAUGCUACAGAUCAAAUCCAAAGAAAGUCUACUAAAGCAAAUCCAUUGUGGAUCGGGAUCUCCAAAGGAGUUACUGAGAGAAAUUCGUACUCAAGAAUUCCUAGAGCGCGCUCAAUGCCACCAGCUCCUUGGUGCCGGGGAGAAAGUCAACGUGCGAGCGUCUAAAGUGUCCCUAAUCAGGGUCACCGAUAAGUUGAGACAACUGCUCAAGAUCGAGACUGUAUUAGUUAGCUGA